AUGGCCUCCCGCAGCUUCUCCAAGGCGCUUCGUUCGCCAAUGGCCCGCCAAUUGGCGGCCAAGCCUGCCACCCAGCAGCGCACCUUCGUUGCUGCUCGCCAGCUCGUCCGCGCCUCUGCCCAGGUCAACAAGGCCUUCGUCGCUCCUGCCCAGCAGCAGGCUCGCGGUGUCAAGACCAUGGACUUCGCCGGCCACAAGGAGGACGUCUACGAGCGUGCCGACUGGCCCCAGGAGAAGCUUCUUGAGUACUUCAAGGACGACACCCUCGCCCUCAUCGGCUACGGCUCCCAGGGUCACGGCCAGGGUCUUAACCUCCGUGACAACGGCCUCAACGUCAUCGUUGGUGUCCGCAAGAACGGCCAGUCCUGGAAGGACGCCCAGCAGGACGGCUGGGUUCCCGGCAAGAACCUCUUCGAUGUUGAUGAGGCCAUCUCCCGCGGUACUAUCGUCAUGAACCUUCUCUCCGACGCCGCCCAGUCCGAGACCUGGCCUGCCAUCAAGCCCCAGCUCGUCAAGGGCAAGACCCUCUACUUCUCCCACGGCUUCUCCCCCGUCUUCAAGGACGUCACCCACGUCGACGUCCCCAAGGACAUUGACGUCAUCCUCGUUGCCCCCAAGGGCUCUGGCCGCACCGUCCGCUCCCUCUUCCGUGAGGGCCGUGGUAUCAACUCCUCCUUCGCUGUCUUCCAGGACGUCACUGGCAAGGCCAAGGAGAAGGCCCAGGCUCUCGGUGUCGCCAUCGGCUCCGGCUACCUCUACGAGACCACCUUCGAGAAGGAGGUCUACUCCGACCUGUACGGCGAGCGUGGCUGCCUCAUGGGAGGUAUCCACGACCGUCGAGGAGGCCACCCAGUCCCUGUACCCCUGAUCGGUGCCAACGGCAUGGACUGGAUGUACGAGGCCUGCUCCACCACCGCCCGCCGCGGUGCCAUCGACUGGUCCCCCAAGUUCAAGGACGCCCUCAAGCCCGUCUUCAACAGCCUGUACGACGCUGUCAAGGAUGGCUCCGAGACCAAGCGCUCCCUGGAGUACAACUCCCAGAAGGACUACCGCCAGAAGUUCGAGGCUGAGAUGGAGGAGAUCCGCAACCUUGAGAUCUGGAGAGCCGGCAGAGCCGUCCGCUCUCUGCGUCCCGAGAACCAGAAGUAA
This is a messenger RNA of Colletotrichum acutatum, 1149 nucleotides long. Its product is annotated as ketol-acid reductoisomerase. The transcript is spliced from 6 exons. Gene Ontology annotation, molecular function: ketol-acid reductoisomerase activity. Gene Ontology annotation, cellular component: mitochondrion. Gene Ontology annotation, biological process: L-valine biosynthetic process. NCBI's taxonomy places the organism in Eukaryota, Fungi, Ascomycota, Sordariomycetes, Glomerellales, Glomerellaceae. The coding region runs from base 1 to 1149 and encodes 382 amino acids. The record is from RefSeq and is a predicted model, not a curated record.